AUGUCUGCCUGCAUGGACGCCAUUUCAGACUGGAUGCGUUCAAACCGGCUCCGGCUCAAUGCAUUGAAAACUGAAUUUAUUUGGUUCACGACCGCUCGUCGCCAACAUCAGCUUCCAGCAUACCUUGUGCAAGUGGGCGACGAGUUCGUCGCACCUGCAUCCUCUGUACGCAGCCUCGGCAUUCAGCUGGACUCAGAACAAUCUAUGAACAACCACAUUGCCAAAGUAACCGCUGCUUGUUUUGGCAUCCUGCGGCAAAUUUGUAGCGUCAGUCACUGUCUCCCAAGGCCAGUCCUCAAGGCCCUCAUGGUGGCGCUUGUGCUGACCAGACUGGACUAUGGCAAUGCCACACUCUACGGACUUCCCAGCACGGCACUUAACAAACUGCAAUUCGUAAUGAACGCUGCAGUGUGA
Hyalella azteca is the source of this 414-nucleotide messenger RNA. RefSeq lists its product as uncharacterized. NCBI's taxonomy places the organism in Eukaryota, Metazoa, Arthropoda, Malacostraca, Amphipoda, Hyalellidae. The transcript has a single exon. The record is from RefSeq and is a predicted model, not a curated record. The coding region runs from base 1 to 414 and encodes 137 amino acids.